Messenger RNA from Culex pipiens pallens (northern house mosquito), 336 nucleotides. RefSeq lists its product as uncharacterized. The annotation marks the transcript as partial. The record is from RefSeq and is a predicted model, not a curated record. Lineage: Eukaryota; Metazoa; Arthropoda; Insecta; Diptera; Culicidae. The transcript is spliced from 2 exons.
AAACCACCAACACCCACACAACCCAACAACCCACACCCAACACCCCACACCCCACCCAACCACACCAAACAACACCCAACACACCACAACACCACCCACAACCCACACAACACACCACCCACACCACCCAAACCCACACCACACCCACAACACACCACACCCCAACCCCACAACACCACCCACCAACCCAACACACCACACAACACCCAACCACCCACACCCCAACAACCCCACCCACCACAACCACACAACAAACACCCACCCACCCCCACACCCAACCCAACACCCCAACCCACCCACCCCAACACACCCACCCAACCACCCACAACCCCCACC